CGGACACUUCUUUUUUUUCGCUCCUCUGUAAAGCUUUGAUCCACGCCUUGUGUUUUUUUUCUUGGUGUGGCUAUAUUUCAUUUUGGGAGGGAGAGAGCGCGAGCGUUUCGUGGCGGCCAAAUGCAAGAACGAUCUUCCUCUUCCUCGUCUUCGUCUUCGCGCUGGUGUUGUGGAGCCGCUUCCGCCGCUAGAGAGGAAGAUCACGAAUCAGACAUGGCGGCGGCGCAGUCGCAGAAGUGGAGCUACUUCUCUAACAAACCGCACCUCAAAGAGACGCUCCACAAGGCCUCCUCGGACAGCGACAAGCGGCGGCUCACGGCGGACAUGCAGAAGCUAGUGUGGGCGCAGCAGCGCCAGGAGCCAGCGGCGCCGCCACCGCCACCGCCAGGAACCACCGACGCCGCCAGCGAUCCCGACCAAAACGACGAGAUGGUUAAGGCGGUGGACACCAUCCAGGCCAAGGAGGAGGAGAUCGAGAAGCGCAAGGCCGAGGUCCACCAGAGGGUCCAGGCAAAGCUUAGCAAAGUGGAGCUGGAAGCUCGCAGCUUGGACAACCUCCGCCGGGAGUUGGAAAAUCUCGAGGAUCCGACGAGGAAGGAAGUCGGGGAGAUCCGCAAGAAGAUUGAGGCGGUGGACCGGGAGCUCAAGCCGCUCAAGCAGCAGUUUGACAAGAAGGAAAAGGAGUUUAAAGAUGCCUCCAAGGCCCUCGACGACAAGGUGAAGCUCAAGGCCUCGCUCGUGAGCAAAUUGAUGGAGGUUGUGACCGAGAGCGAGGCCGUGAGGAUGAAGAAGCUCAACGAGCUCUCCAAGAGCUUCGAUGAUAUGGACACCGCCGCGCUCGUUGCCAGUGGUGGAGCUUGAGAUCCACUCUCGAGCUCGCAAAUCCACGAACUCACAACAAACACUUCACAGGUGAAGAUACUACACACACACACACACACACACUUACUCGUCGCAAAUUCCUUCCUUUUUUUCUCGCUUUCACUUCUCCUUGCUUUGGCGGAUUACAUACAUAGCUCGUGAUCAAGAUCAAGAAAAAAAAAAGAAAAAAAAAAGAAAAAAGCCGCAGCGAUUUUGUUGGUGUUUUCCUUUUUGUGAUACGGAGCCUGGCUGCACUCCUCCUUUCGCGUCUGUGACACACAAACUUUAUCAUACAGUAAGAAAGAAAUGCCCAGACGUUUCCAAAGUGUGGAUUUUUUUGUUUCUUCCUUGUCACUGGAAUGGAAUCUAGCUUUGCUUGGAUGGA
Molecule: messenger RNA, 1246 nt
Organism: Selaginella moellendorffii
Lineage: Eukaryota; Viridiplantae; Streptophyta; Lycopodiopsida; Selaginellales; Selaginellaceae
Exons: 6
Coding region: 121-861 (246 amino acids)
Source: RefSeq, a predicted model, not a curated record